This is a messenger RNA of Culex pipiens pallens (northern house mosquito), 2607 nucleotides long. RefSeq lists its product as uncharacterized. The record is from RefSeq and is a predicted model, not a curated record. The transcript is spliced from 6 exons. The coding region runs from base 695 to 2371 and encodes 558 amino acids. Lineage: Eukaryota; Metazoa; Arthropoda; Insecta; Diptera; Culicidae. Gene Ontology annotation, molecular function: G protein-coupled receptor activity.
GCGAGUUCGGCGUAGGUGCGUCAAGUCGGGCGCGAGUUCCGCGAGGUUUAUGAAUAUUUAAAUUUAGUAGCGAGGUAGUUAGCUAGGUCAUUUUAAGAUGAACGAAGAGGAACGACCUUGACGCUGCAACGAAUUGGAGCCAGUGCAGGAUUAUAGUUAAAUCAUAGUUUAGACUAGAUUCAAACCGACUUUGCCGAAGUUCGAAUACCUUAAGCUGUUGGUGUGUGCGUUACGGGUUUGUUUUCAACGUAGAACUGAACUAGUCUCCCAAGGGUCACGCGGGGUGGAACCCCGUUGUUUCUCUGCGCUCACGAUACUCUCGAAACAAAAACCCAUUACAUCAACGUAAAACCGGCGGCUAGUGACGCCGCCGCCGUUGCCGUCGUCAGCCCCGUUAUGAAUGACUUGGCAAGCACGCCCAAUCUCUGGAAGUCAUUAGCUUCGGUCGUCGCAGUGCUUCGUAGUGCUCGUGCCACAGUUCUGGCACAAUAACAACCGGCUUAAUACAAAGAACUUAAGGGUACAACCAGGUGUAGGUUGUAGUGGUGACUUAAUUGUACGGUGCCGUGAGCCUCUCCGUGUUGACAGCCCGCGGUAGCCGGCGCGCGCGCAGUUCGUGAGCGAUCUUCGAGCGCAGUGGACGGCGGUCGGUGUAGUGUUGGUGGCCUUCCCCCGAGGUCGUGCGUAUUUCGAAAUGCAUUCACGUGCGCGACUUAAGCUGUGGCUGGCGAUUGCACUAGUUCUUAUCAGCUUAUCCAGCGUGGAGUUGGCGAACCUAACCUCAAAUGAGUCAACCAAGGUUGAGUCUGCUACGGACGUUCUUGCACAGGAAGUAGCCGAAGAAAUUACGACACUACCCGUGCCGGUUGUAACGGAACCGGUGACGACAACGGAGAAGGUGGAAACGACAACAACAACAACGCAGAAGACUACGAUAGCAACGUCUACGACGACGACUUCAACGACAACGUCUACGACGGUGGCGCCAAAAGUUGAUGACACCGGCGACGGUAAUGCCGCACCCAAUUGCUCACAGUUUGAGCUUUCACCACACCAACCAGUCUACGACAAAAAUAGCCUCAUCAAGAAAUGCUGUCCCUUUGGGGAGAUGUUCGAACAGACCAAGAAUGGUCAAUUCCGGUGCAUUCCGGGAAAUGCCUCAGUGGACGUGGAAACCAUCUACGCCGUGUUCUACGGUGAUUCCGAGUGCAUCGAGGACAAGGAAAACCGGCUGCACUUCAACUACGAACCCAACGACAUGUGUGUCGGAAGUAACCAAACCUUCCAGUACAGUCGAGAACAGGGCGAUCAGCUGUUUGUGAUCCAAAACGGAUCGCUGCUGGUGCUGAUCGAGGACAGUUUCAUGACCGUGUUCAACCGGUACUGUGUUGAAAUGGACGGGAAAUCUCGACUUUUUGCAAAAGUCUGCGACGAUGAGGUGCAUCGGAUAGAGUUGAAAUCUACGGCGGUGCUGAUUUAUAUCGGGAUGGUGCUGGCUUCGUUGACGUUGCUGUUCACCUGUUUGGCAUACGCGUUUGUGCCACAGCUGAACGAUAUCUUUGGGUAUCUGCUGGCCGGACACGCUGGAUCGUUCCUGGUGGGGUUGAUAAUGGUCACGCUGGCAAUCUGUGACGAUCGGUGCAUUGAUCCCGAUAGUACUGCCGUCCUUCUAGUCUUCGCCCACGUGUUCCUGAUGUCGUCCAUCUACGCGUUCUUCUUCAUGAACGUGUACAACUACUUGUACGCGGCGUAUUACCUUCCUAAUGGGAUGGAGUUCGAGCCCCGGGGCAAACGGGAUGUGUUCAUCUCCCUGGGGGUACUGUACAUCAUCACCAUCUUACCUCUGUUCCUGCCGUGGAGAAAUUCCCUGAUAUUCCACCUGGUGCUGUACAUCUACUACCUAGCGAUCGCGGUAGUCCUCUAUCUAAGUCACCGUGCCAUUCGGACUCUGGCCGACAGCAAGUUCAUCCGGUUCGCCGUGUCCGCGCAGAACUACACCGAACUGACCUACACCGAGGCACUUACCGCCCAGCCCCGGAUCAACGGGGAGCGGCUGAAGGACCUCCGGGCCGUUAACCGCCUCUGCACGGUCGAAGCCAUCUUCACCGUGGUCUGCUGGCUGGCGUACACCUCGAUGCGAAGCCACCCCGGCAGUGGCCAGGACGUGCUGCGAAUCGGCGCCGCGUACGCCGUCAUCUUCCAGGGCCUGCUCAUCGGAGUCCUGUUCAUUGGAGGGCGCAAAAAGUGGACCAUCAUCCGCGAGUGCUGGAACUAUUCCGGCUCGAUCGAUCUGCGGGCGGUCGAGGCAGAGCGGGAAAUGGAGCGCGAGAUGAAAACGCUGGACCGGAAGACGGAGGUUCCGCUGCUGUGAUAUGGGGUGGUCGGAAAGUCAGAGCGAGGAUAGAAUUAAUGGGGCGUAAUUCAUUUAAUUCCACAGACCUGGACAAAUCGAGUGGAAUCAGAUGGAGCACGCUCUACACAAGCAGAGCACACACAAUCACGCAUAAUUCUAGUAUUAAAGCGUUAAGGAUUACGUGUACUGAUAGUAUUUAACAGAAAGAUAAACCAAAUCAGUAUGAACAAAUUUACGAAUAAAUAUCCAAAGAG